Messenger RNA from Rhinolophus ferrumequinum (greater horseshoe bat), 2323 nucleotides. Its product is annotated as protein DBF4 homolog A-like. The coding region runs from base 90 to 2114 and encodes 674 amino acids. Gene Ontology annotation, molecular function: protein serine/threonine kinase activator activity; zinc ion binding; nucleic acid binding. The transcript has a single exon. Gene Ontology annotation, biological process: regulation of cell cycle phase transition; positive regulation of nuclear cell cycle DNA replication. The record is from RefSeq and is a predicted model, not a curated record. Gene Ontology annotation, cellular component: Dbf4-dependent protein kinase complex; nucleus. Lineage: Eukaryota; Metazoa; Chordata; Mammalia; Chiroptera; Rhinolophidae.
CCCUCAGCGGGCCUGGAGGAGUCGUGUUCUCUCGGCCGCCCGGCGCGACACCGUCUCCGGACCCAGCAUGUAGGUGCCGGGCGGCUGCCAUGAACUCCGGAGCCAUGAGGAUCCACAGCAAAGGACAUUUCCAGGGUGGAAUCCAAGUCAAAAACGAAAAAAACAGACCAUCUUUGAAAUCUCUGAAAACUGAUAACAAAUCAGAAAAAUCCAAAUAUAAGCCACUCUGGGGGAAAGUAUUUUACAUUGACUUACCUUCUGUCACCAUAUCUGAAAAACUGCAAAAGGACAUUAAGGAUCUGGGAGGGCGUGUUGAAGAAUUUCUCAGCAAAGAUAUUAGUUAUCUUAUUUCCAAUAAAAAGGAAGCUAAAUUUGCACAAACCUUUGGCCGAAUUUCUCCUGUACCAAGUCCAGAAUCUACAUAUAAUGCAGAAACCACUUCACCUCAUCCCAGCCAUGAUGGAAGUUCAUUUAAGUCUCCAGAUUCAGUGUGUUUGAGCAGAGGAAAAUUAUUAGUUGAAAAAGCUAUCAAGGACCAUGAUUUUAUUCCUUCAAGUAGUGUAUUAUCAAAUGCCUUAUCGUGGGGAGUAAAGAUUCUUCAUAUUGAUGACAUUAGAUACUACAUUGAACAAAAGAAAAAAGAAUUGUGUUUGCUCAAGAAAUCAAGCACUUCUGUAAGAGAUGUGGGGAAAAGAGUAGGUAUUGGCACACAGAAAGCAAGAACAGGUAGACUCAAAAAGCCUUUUGUAAAGGUGGAAGAUGAGAGCCAAGUUUAUAGACCAUUUUAUCUUCAGCUGACCAAUAUGCCUUUUAUAAAUUAUUCUGUUCAGAAGCCCUCCAGUCCAUUUGACGUAGAUAAGCCAUCUAGCAUCCAAAAGCAAACCCAGGUUAAACUAAGAAUCCAAAUGGAUGGCGAUAAAUGUGAUGGAAUCCCAAUUCAACUCCAGUUGAAAGAGAAGAAAAAAAAAGGAUAUUGUGAAUGUUGCUUGCAAAAAUACGAAGAUCUCGAAAAUCAUCUUUUAACUGAGCAACACAGAAACUUUGCACAGAGUAAUCACUAUCAAGUUGUUGAUGAUAUUGUAUCUAAGUUAGUUUUUGACUUUGUGGAAUGUGAAAGGGAAGUGCCUAAAAAGAAAAGAAUAAAAUAUAGUGUUGGAUCCCUGUCUCCUGUUACAGCAAAUGUCCUGAAAAAGCCUAAACCAAAAGAAAAGCUAGAAUUGCAACCUAUUUCUCACAAAGACUUCAGGGAAAACAAUGUACAGGUGACUGAACAGAGUUUCCUAUAUAAAGAAACCCAGAAACCUGAACAAAAGCUUGUGUUUAUUUCAGAACAUGACCCCUACCUUUCAAGUGAAUUGAGAAGACUUGAUGAGAAAACAGCUAAUAAAUGUUCCAUGUUAAAUACAACUGAAAAUGACAUACAACAAAAUUAUACACAUCUACCUCCAGAUAAAAAUGAACAGGGAUGCAUUCUUGAUGUUUGUGAACAUAAAUCAAUUAUAAAUGAAAAUGACUUAGAAGAACUAAGGGUAGGUUACUAUCCUUGUAGGCUACAGACAUCUAUACAAGUUUCUGAUUUCAAUAUGGAUAAUAGUGACUGUCAACCAAAACAAAAGUCAGAUACUGUGUUUCUUCCAGCAAAGGAUCUGAAAGAAAAGGAUCAUUCAAUAUUUGGUCAUGAUUCUGGUCUGUCAGCAAAAAACAGUUCACAGGAGCACCUAACAAUUCAGGCAAAGACUCCAUCCCAAAGUCGUCCCGAGGAACCCAGUGAGUGUGACAUCAAGAUUAUGGAUAAUUUACCUUCUGGUGAAAUCAGUCGGAAAGUGAAAAUAUUAGGAAGAAAUAUAAAAGAAAAUCUAGAACCAAAUGAAUUAGAUAAGAAAAGAACUGAAUGCCUUAUUACACAAGACGAAAACAGAAUUUGUAGUUCACCAAUACAAUCUCUACUGGACUUAUUUCAGACUAGUGAAGAGAAGUCAGAAUUUUUGGGUUUUACAAGCUACACUGAAAACAGUGGUAUAUGUGAUGUUUUAGGUAUUUGGGAAGGGGAAAAUUCAAAUAAUCUGUUGUCAAUGUUUUUCUCUUCUUCAACUUCUACAUUUACUGGUUUUUAGAGUUAAAUGCCUUUCAGAAGCAAUGAAGAUCAUAUUCUUGAAAUUUAUAUAAAAAAUUUAUAUAAAUAUGUGUAAAAUUCUUUUUGCCAACUUUGUUUACAGAACCAAAUGUAAAUGUUAACAAUAAAGAUGAUGUUUGCAUUUUUCUACACAGUUGAACACCUAUUAUAGAAAAAUUGUAAAAUAAACUUAUGGCUCUUAUUUUGCAU